Molecule: messenger RNA, 816 nt
Organism: Arctia plantaginis
Lineage: Eukaryota; Metazoa; Arthropoda; Insecta; Lepidoptera; Erebidae
Source: the annotation of a GenBank genome assembly
AUGAGUUCACUUGUGUUUGUGUUUGCCGUUUUGUGUUUAAGUGGAGUUUGGGGUAUGAAGUUGGACUGGUGGAAUAAUGUUGAUAGUAAGUGCGGCGUUGAAGCAAGCACACACCUCGUCCACCACAACCCGUGGUUGGUAUAUCUCGAGUAUUGGCGAAAGGAUCUCGUAGAUAUCAGAUGCGCAGCUACCUUGAUUGAUAAGCGUCACCUUAUCACUGCCGCCCAUUGUAUUAAGAAACCUCGAUUUAAACGAUUAGUUGCACGUCUUGGAGAAUAUGAUUUAUUAUCAGACAAAGAUUGUGUGCAGGGUGUGUGCACCGAUCCUUUAGUGAAAAUCGACGUAGAAAAUGUCUAUGUGCACCCUGAAUAUGAUGGCAGAGAACACGACAUCGCUAUUGUAAGACUGGCUGAAGAUGCUCCUUAUACUGAUUUCAUUCGUCCUGUCUGCUUACCGAAAGGAGAACUUAAGACUGAUACUACAUUCUUCGCUGCUGGUUGGGGUGAAAUCCCAAUGAAAGGAAUCUACGCUCACGAUAAGAAAAUCAUUCCUUUACCUUUAUGGAAUAAAAAAGACUGUCAAGCUUCCUAUAAACACAUUGUCCUACCCGAGAGUGUGAUCUGCGCUGGCGGUCAGGAAGGUAUUGAUACUUGCAGAGGUGAUUCUGGCGGUCCAUUAACUAGGGUUCAGGAAACAGUUGAAUUAUUUGGUGUGACCAGUGGUGGCAACGCCCGUUGUGGAACAAAAAACUACCCUGGCAUCUAUACAAAAGUGGUUGAUUACCUCGAUUGGAUUGAAGCAGUAAUUAAAUCUUAG